AUGGCGUUCUUAAUGCGCCGACCCUUCACGGUCGCAUCUGCACUCAAGCAGCCCAUCUCAUCGACCACGUUCCGCGCCUUUCACCAGGGACCCAUCAAGAAGGCGCCCGCNCCCUCCAGCUUCAGCUCCAAGUUUGCCUCAUCACGACAGACCUUCCGUAACGCUUUUCAAAGCUCGUUCCGUCGCAACUACAACCAACCAGCGGCGUUCCCCAACCCUACUGCCUCUGGAAACCUCACCCAGCGCCUCAUCUAUGGCGGUGCCAUCUUUGGUGGUACCCUGCUUGCCAUCAACCUCGUCUUCAACCGUGAAACCAGAGAAGAUGGCGGCAUGCCUCCCUUUGAACGCUCCUACCUGAACGACACUUUCCUGCACACUGGUCUCGGUAUCGGCAUCAUCGGUAUUGCUGCUCGCGCUCUUCACUCAAAUGGCUGGAGUUACCGUCUCAUGGCUGCCAACCCCUGGUUGAUCCUCGGUAUUGGUCUUGUUGGCUCCAUCGGUACCAUGAUGGGUACUCGCAUGUGCCCUCCUGAGAACUACGUCGCCAAGUACGCCCUUUGGACCGCCUUCAACCUGACCCAAGCCGCUCUUCUGUCUCCCCUCAUGUUCUACAACCCCGCCAUCCUCGCCCGUGCCGGUCUCUACACUGUCGGUCUGAUGGGCAGCAUUGCCUUUGUUGGUGCCACUGCCAAGACCGACAAGUACCUCUACAUUGGUGGCCCUCUUCUUGCUGGUGUCGCUGUUGUCGCUCUCUCCGGUCUCGCUCCUCUGGUCCUCCCCGCCACCGCCACCCGUACUCUCAUGUUCACUGAGAACCUAUGGCUCUACGGUGGUCUUGUCGUCUUUGGUGGUUUCACCCUCUACGACAUCCAGAAGAUCUUGCACCACGCCCGUCUCAGCGAGCGCGGCUUGAUCAAGCGUGACCCUGUCAACGAGGCCAUCAGCCUUGAGCUUGACUUCAUCAACAUCUUCGUUCGUAUGGUCCAGAUCUUGGCCAUGCAGCAGAACAGAAGAAAGUAA
Messenger RNA from Aureobasidium musti, 1020 nucleotides. Lineage: Eukaryota; Fungi; Ascomycota; Dothideomycetes; Dothideales; Saccotheciaceae. The record is from the annotation of a GenBank genome assembly.